CAGCAGUACCGUCCGUGAGGGAUCAAGGAGAUCUUUAUGAAAGGAAAGCCUUUAACACCGUCUGGCACGUAUUAAUCAGUUAGUUGUGUAUUAAUCAAUUAGUUAGUGUUAGCAUUGUUAUUGGUUCAAGAAACACUAAUGAGAGGCCUGGAACUGUGCCCACGGGGGAUUUGCGGGCUCAAACCCGGGUAUUCCCCGGCGCGAAGGAAAACCAGCCGCCUACGACCUGCGGGGGCCAGCGAACUCUAGCACGUGGGUGGGCCCUGAGCCUCACCCUCGGCCCCGCUCCCCGGGGCCUGCGCGCGGGGGCACUGAGGCGGCGAGGGCUGAGAAAGGAGACCACCCCAAGUGCUCAGGGUACUGGGGAAGGCUCCCCCGCGUCCGGGCUAGUGUCCCUUUUGUCUGUCCGGUAAAUUCCACCCUGUCGCUUUAAGGCUGAAGUCUCUGGCCCCAACGCGGUGGAAAGCCUGAUGCAGCUCUCUGAUUGGGCGGGGCGUCAUGGUGACGUAGCUCCGGGUACAAAUGGGCCCCGGUGGCGGGCGCCGGGGCAGAGCGUCCUAGGGGUGUUUCGGCGCCCGUGGGCGUGAGCGGAGAAAGCGUGAGCCAGCGCACAGUCCGAAGUGCGUCUGCUCAGCAGGGAAGUCCCCACCGUCGAGUCGCCAUGGAGGUGCAGAAGGAGGCGCAACGCAUUAUGACCCUGUCGGUGUGGAAAAUGUACCAUUCGCGCAUGCAGCGCGGAGGGCUGCGGCUGCACCGGAGCCUGCAGCUGUCUCUGGUCAUGCGUAGUGCCCGGGAGCUUUACCUCUCGGCCAAGGUGGAAGCCCACGAGCCGCCCGAGGUGCCCUCGCCAGUCGCCCGCUCCCCCGACCCUCGCCUGCACCCACCGCGGGAAGCACAAGCCGCAGCGGAAGCAGCGUCCACCGACGGUGAGCAGCCCUGCCCGGAGCCCAUGGACACUCAGGAGGCGCCGAAAGCCGAGGAGAUCCCUGCCCGCUGUGCCCCGCGACCCGCCAAAGUCAGCCGCAAGCGGCGCAGCAGCAGCCUCAGCGACGGCGGGGAUGCCGGACUGGUCCCGAGCAAGAAAGCCCGUCUAGAAGAGGAGGGCGCGGAGGAAGGGGAGUCUGCGGAGGUCCCCGAGCGCCUGCAGGCCGCUCCCGCGCAAGCGGAAGGUGCCUUCCCCAAUCUGGCGCGCGUCCUGCAGAGGCGCUUCUCCGGUCUCCUGAACUGCAGCCCCUCCGCGCCCCCGACAGCGCCUCCGCCGCCGGCCUGCGAGGCGAAGCCGGCCUGCCGCUCGGCGGACAGCGUGCUGAACGUGCUCGUCCGGGCCGUGGUGGCCUUCUGAGGCCCCCGAGCGCCGCUGCCGGAGUCCAGAGCGCGGGCCAAGCGUCGGCCCGAGUACACAGACCCGAAGCCAGGCCGCCCCCGCGGGGCAGGCCCGCGGAAACGGUGGAGAGGAGCCGCGGCCCGGGAAGCUGUCGCCACCGUGUGCAGUGGCGGCGCCAAGGAACCUGAGCCGGGGCGGGGGCGCCUUCCUCCGAGCCCGGCCGCGCCCACAGGUGCCGGCUUAACCGACGGGGACGUGGCCUUCCCGUCCCCCGGGACUGGGUGAGGGGGUCUGGUUCCGGACACUCCUCGGGGUCGGACUUUAUUUUCACCGGGGGCUGUGCUGCCCUUUCGAGGUGUUGCGGUAGUCGGUGUCCUCGUUCCCAGCGGCGCCCAGGCGCCCUCUUUCCCUCGGGGGACAUGCUUAUGCAAGCGGUCAUCGUUGCGUCACGGGCAGGCGUGGGGCGCUUCCUGUCGCCUCGCGUGGGUGUGGGGCCUGGGAGCGGGACCGCCUGGGGCACCGCCCCCGCGCUUCUGCCCGCACCCCUGCGCCUUCUGGGCAGGGGGAACGGAUCUCAUUUCAGGCUAAAUUUUUUUCUCGUUCGGUGCGUUCGAGGUGGGGAUAUGCGCACGGUCUGAAGCGUGACCCUCCCUCGGGCACAGACCAUCAACCCAGAAGACCUUGGUCUGAGUCACACGAGUGGGGGAAGGGGUGCCCGCAGUUCUGAGAGGCCGAGCUGGGCCCAGGUGCUGCGGAGACCGGGCCCGCUUGGGGAGGGAGAUUCUAGCCAGUGCGUUCGAGGGCCUAUUUACUCUGGUGGGUUCUGUUUAACUCUGUCUGUCUGGCCUUUUGCUAGAGAGACCAGAUACGAAAAUAAAGACCAUUUAACUGCAAA
This is a messenger RNA of Myotis daubentonii (Daubenton's bat), 2219 nucleotides long. It is a transcript of the gene IER2, whose product is annotated as immediate early response 2. Lineage: Eukaryota; Metazoa; Chordata; Mammalia; Chiroptera; Vespertilionidae. The record is from RefSeq and is a predicted model, not a curated record.